CAAAUAUCAUCUGGUAAAUUUUUCCCUUUAAAACAUUUCGCUUUUCGCGACCGAUAAAAAAUACCAAAAAAGUUAAAUAACACACUCCACGAAAUAAGAAAGAGAUUGAAAUGUUAUCCUCAAAAAUUCGAAUUGCGUUUAAUCGACAAAAUGCCGCUUUCAUGUGUUUACAAUCAAAAGCGAAUGGGUCAUCGGUGCUUACACCACUCUCGGCGUCCAGUAAUCGAGAUCUGCACAUCGAACACUGCAGGAGGCCAAUCCGAACACUCGAUCCAACGGUUGUCUCAAAAUUGACACCUCUCAUGGGAAUGGGGAGCGUUCGUUUUGCCAGCGAAGACAUCGCUGGAAAAAACAUCGUCGAUCUCACACAAAUCCCCGAAGCACCUCCCAUCCCAGAACCCCUAUCGGUGACUGAUGCCGCGGUUGAGGUCCUAAAUGCAGCUGGAGAGCCAACAUUCGCCUCCUUGGGUCUGGGUGGCUGGACUCCUGUGGGCAUGGUCCAGAACUGCAUGGAGUACCUGCACAUUGGCUUGGAUUUGCCUUGGUUCGCAGCAAUCGCUAUUGGAACGUGUGUGGUUCGAACACUCAUCUUCCCACUGGUCAUAGUUUCGCAGCGGAAUGCAGCAAAAAUGAACAACCACAUGCCUCAGCUGCAAGUUCUGCAGCUGAAGAUGACCGAAGCCCGUCAGACGGGCGAUGCCAUCCAAAGCGCACGCUACGCCCAGGAAAUGAUGCUCUUCAUGAAGGAGAAAGACUUGAACCCAUUGAAGAACAUGGUUGUGCCCCUAGCGCAAGCACCACUCUUCAUUUCCUUCUUCAUGGGUUUGCGAGCUAUGGCCAACACCCCAGUGGAGUCCCUCCGCGACGGAGGACUCUGGUGGUUCACAGAUCUGACCGUGGCAGACCCCUACUUCCUUCUGCCAGCCAUCACAAGUGCCACCCUCUAUCUGACCAUUGAAAUCGGAACAGACAGCGCCCGUCUCUCCGCCCAAAACAUGCAUCUAAUGAAGUACGUGCUGCGUGCCCUACCCAUUGCCAUCUUUCCCUUCACCAUGAACUUCCCAGCGGCCAUUCUGUGCUACUGGACCUGCAGUAACUUUAUUUCAUUGGGACAGGUUGCCGUCCUGAAGAUUCCCGCCGUGCGGGAGUACUUCAAGAUCGACAAAAUGGUCACCCACAGUCCCGAAAACCUGCCCAUGAAGAAAAAGAAGAGCGGCUUCGUCUCUGGGAUUAAGGAAUCUUGGAGCAACAUGAAAAUCACCCGACAGAUCGAAGAACGACAGCAACUGGAUCAAAUACGCUUCGCCAAGGCAGGCAGAGGUCCCCUCGUCAAGACAUUCAAGUAUGAUCCCACCAAAGCUCCACCCGCUGCGGCGGCGAUGGAGACAAAGAGAAAGGAUUAAUAGAAACACAUCCAACACCUCAGUGUGUGGGCUUUAUUUAUUAGCUUUAAGGAAUUAAUUAACAAUCUUGUAUAUGUACAGAAAUAAACACUUUGGCGCUAAGUGCUUUUGUUAGGAAAA
Molecule: messenger RNA, 1523 nt
Organism: Eupeodes corollae
Lineage: Eukaryota; Metazoa; Arthropoda; Insecta; Diptera; Syrphidae
Gene: OXA1L
Product: mitochondrial inner membrane protein OXA1L
Exons: 3
Coding region: 111-1403 (430 amino acids)
Biological process (GO): mitochondrial respiratory chain complex IV assembly; protein insertion into mitochondrial inner membrane from matrix
Cellular component (GO): mitochondrial inner membrane
Molecular function (GO): membrane insertase activity
Source: RefSeq, a predicted model, not a curated record